GUGAAUAAUUCUAUAACGGGUGUCUAAAUCCGCGCAACUUGUUAGAAUCAUUCAAAUAUCUCUCACUCCAGUUCAUCCUCAAAAGGGGCAUCCUGCAGCGUCCUCAAUCAAUUCCACUCCUUUCUGCCCAUCUCAAAUUGCUCUCCGCCGCGAUCUCUGGCACUGCAUCCUCGUCCCUCAGCAGUCCACGAUCCUGAAAGUAUCAAACUUGACUUUGUCCAAAAUAGGAAUAUCCGCAUGGCAACCCGUAAUCCGGAAACUCUUCAUCUUGGAGCCCUUCUUGCUGACAGGGUUCUUCUUCCAGCUAUACCCGCGACCACCGCUGUGACCCAGGUUCUCGCCCUUGCAGCCGACAUCCGAAUAGAAGGAGAUCUGACAGCCAUACAUCUGGAUGGUGCAGAACUCGAAGUCGUGGACGCCCUUCUUUUGGAUGGUCGUGGAGAUUUCGUGGCAGCCGUUUUCGGCUGUUCGGCUGUAGAAGGUCUCGCUUUUGGGGAAAUCGCCGUUCGCAGUGACUUCGAGGACCCAGGCGUGGGAGAGGUGGAGGAGGGCUGCGAGGCCGAAGAUGGUUGCAAGCAGUUAUACAUUUUUGGAGACCUUCUUAGGCGCAACCGAUUCUCCCUAUCUCCAGUAAGGGCCGGACUUUCGUAUUUCGUUCUAUGAAUACAGCUGAUCGGCCGUACUCGGAAAUUACAAGUAGAGGUCAGAUUUUUAGGGUAGUGGCAAACCCUCCCUUCGUCGAUCACUUUCCGCACUGUCAACUUUGGUUCUUG
Westerdykella ornata is the source of this 773-nucleotide messenger RNA. RefSeq lists its product as uncharacterized. Lineage: Eukaryota; Fungi; Ascomycota; Dothideomycetes; Pleosporales; Sporormiaceae. The transcript is spliced from 2 exons. Bases 238 to 663 code for a protein of 141 amino acids. The record is from RefSeq and is a predicted model, not a curated record.